This is a messenger RNA of Cheilinus undulatus (humphead wrasse), 8407 nucleotides long. RefSeq names its product supervillin a (gene svila). Bases 686 to 7609 code for a protein of 2307 amino acids. Gene Ontology annotation, biological process: actin polymerization or depolymerization; actin filament severing; barbed-end actin filament capping. The transcript has 39 exons. Gene Ontology annotation, cellular component: cytoplasm; actin cytoskeleton. Lineage: Eukaryota; Metazoa; Chordata; Actinopteri; Labriformes; Labridae. Gene Ontology annotation, molecular function: phosphatidylinositol-4,5-bisphosphate binding; actin filament binding. The record is from RefSeq and is a predicted model, not a curated record.
UUAACUUUCUCCUCUUCCCCUGCUCACUUCUUCAUUUCCACACCCUGCCUGUGUAUCUCUCUCUCUUUCUCUCUCUCCCUUCCUUGUCUGACGCACUGGUUUCUUUGGCAUGCCGCUCAUGUGUGUGAGCCAAGGGAAGGCAGCACUCUCCUGGGACUCUCUUAACUAUCUCUGUCUCUCUCACACACACAUUUGCACUGUUUUUCUUCUUCAUCCAGCCUGUGGGGCUCAUUCUUAAACAUGCAGGACACUUUGCUACAGUCAGUAGUAAGGAUGGGGCCUAAUUUACAUGCCUCUGCUAAUGAGCUUAGUGCAUGCUGAGCAGCUUUCAGCCCUGCAGGUUGCUGUAGUGGGCAUUGGUUAGCCUAUAGCUGUUAGCGAGAGGAAGCAGACAGAGGAGAGGACAUCAGUAGGGGCAGCUACAGAAUCCCAGCUCCUCUCUCUGCCUACCAGGACCACUUCUGCUUGUACCGGCACUGCGGCUGGGACGUCUCUCUCUACUCUCACCCCUCCCUCUGCCUCUCUAAUGCUACCUGACUCCCCUCCUCUCUCUGUCUCCGUCCCGGAGCACUGACAAAUUGCUUUUUGUCGGCUGCAUCCCCUCUUCGGCAUCUGACCCUCUUUUUAAAACCCUUCUUUCCACCUCUUUCCUGUCUUAUCUCGUCCUCCGACUUUUUUUGCCAAAAUGUAUCGGAACCCGUGGAUCUCGAAUUACCUGACUCAUGUCAAGUUUUGCAGCCAAGGUCUUGGGAGUGAGACGCCCAUUAAACUAAGCAAUCCCAGAUUGCUGAAGAAGAGAGCUUUGAGCUUCCAGAAAGAAUUCUCCUUUGACGAAAAAGACGACCCAGCCAAAACUACUAAGGAUAUAGAUGUUAGUCUCCUGGCCAAUCUCCCUAAAGUCUCAGAAUUGAGGAAAAGAUUUGAAGGAAUUACCACAAGCUCAAGUGACUGGGAAAUGAACAGAAAGGAACGUAUCGCUCGAAGGCUGGAGGGCAUAGAAGGUGAGGUGCAUCCAUCUCUGCUGCCUAGCUUGGUGGCUAACCGACUUCUGGAGGAGGACACACCACGAUACACCCGGGCCUCUGACCCUUUCGAGCCCUGUGGUGUUACAGUACAGCGGUAUGGCAUGGAGGGAUUUGAAACCCAAGACAUGCAGCUGACAGCUCCAGAGCGGCAGUCCAGAGCCCGAGGCAGACCUGACCCUCAGUCCCCCAUCCUCACAGAACCCAUCUACACUUCAGGAUCAACUACUAGCCCCCCAGAGCUGGAAUCCAAGGCUGAACGCAUCGCCCGCUACAAGGCAGAGCGGCGCCGGCAACUUGCGGAGCGCUAUGGCAUCUCUUUGGAUCAGGAGCCAGACGUGGACAGUCCCACUCGCUACACUCGCACUCGCAAGGAUUCAGAAGAAUCAGAGAGGCGGAUCAGAGGGGGGUCGCUGGGGGAGGAAGGAAGGGAUGUUACCCUGAGUGCUUACACCAGUACCUCCGCCUCCAGUCCAAGGGCUGGACGCACAACGCCGCAGCACAUCCACCCUGACCAGGGUUACGAGAUGGGUCGGACCAGGGUGGACUCGUUCUCAGAGAGGGAGAGACUGAUGAACCUAGAGAAUCAACGCCGAGCUGCUCCUGAGCCACCAUCCUCUUCUUCAUACAUGGAUGUCACAUCAAUGUCAUCGACUACCAGGGUCCCCACCAAGGACUAUCCCGUCACAGGGAUGCCGCCCAGUUCUCCCAAGCUGAGCAGGCACCCUUCCCUCUCCUCACCUAAACACGGUGCGUCUCCUGGAGAUCUCUUCAUAGAGCAGCAGGCUCACAACAUCCUCAGCAGACAGGGAAUUAGAGUUAGGGAGAGGCUUUCCAGGGAAGAGGGUCGCCAGAGGAGCCCAGAGCUGGAAGCCCCGUCUUACCGCAGACAAUUUCAACACCCGACUCAAAGCUCUAAAAUCUACCACACAGACCAUCCAAGUGCACAGCAAGUUUAUGCUCACCCCCAGAGUCAGCCUGCUCGACCAGGAGGACAAGAGACGGGUAGUUUUCCCAGUUACCUGUCCAUGACCUCUGGCCCUGCAUCCAAGGUAGGGCAGCAGCUGCAGCAGACCCAAGAAGAGGACACAGAGGAGUCUGAGGAUGUGAAAACAGAAGGCCUUUUGACUAGCAGGAAAGCGGUGCUGCCCUCUGAGAUCCGCCGCAGAGAGAGGAGCACCGACGACCCAAGGAGAGGUAGGAGGGAAGAGGAACUAGGGAUGUCCAGGGCACAGAAUCUAAAUCAGGCGAGAGAGGCUGAAGCAGAAGAUGGGCACAGAGGCAGAACCAGAAGAGAUGAAUCAACGCAACUGCAAGCACCAGAGAGCAGGAACAGAGAGCGGGACAAUGCCAUUUAUGUCCACAGAGGGCUGACUGCCACCCACAUCCAGCCAAGAGUGCCACAUACUGGCUCAGGAGGGCCCACCUCCAGCACAGCCCUCAGCCGCUCGGUAUCAGACGCAGCAGAUUUACAAAGACCAGGUCAGAGGAAGCUGCAGCAACAGGCCCAUGAACCCCGAGAGGUCAGGGAGGGUGAGGGCUUCAGUAACCAAGAGGGUCACCAGGACACUCGGGUGUCCGUCGCCCAGCUCAGACACUCUUACAUGGAGAGUACCACCACCCCACCAAGCAGACGCAGGAAUGAGCUUGAGAUUGAAUGUGAAAGGGAACUUGAGGGCUACAGUCCCCCGUGGAGAGGGGAAAGGGACAUGGGGCGAAGGCCCCGGCAAUAUAUCUGUCCUGGGGAGAGUAGAAAGACCUCAGAGAGGUUUAGGACGCAACCCAUCACUUCUGCUGAGCGACAGGAAACUGAUAGGUCCUGUCUGAGUUCAGAUAUCGUUUCCACUGAAGCUGAUGAAGAAAAGGUCGACGAACGCGCCAAGAUGAGUGUAGCAGCAAAGCGCUCUCUCUUCAGGGAACUGGAGAAGAGCAUAGAUGGAGGAGCUCCUAAACCCAGGUCCAGGAAUGCAGCUGUGGACAGGAGACUAAGACGGACACAAGACCGGUCCAGAACUCAGCCAGUCACCACUGAGGAGGUCGUCAUUGCUGCCACCGUCCCCGCUCACGUGCCACACACGGUGUCUGUUCACACCGCUGCAGCACGCGUCCCUAGCCCCACCCUAGUUUACAGCACUGUCCCUCCAUACAGCCUGCAGGCAUCACAACAGAGCUCCUCUGCUCGAGAGCAGGCCCGGGAGCUGGCCUGGCACGUGCGGGAUACCCAGGAAGUACCCAAACCCAUUUCCACGAUGGAGGACAAAGACCAGAGUGGAAUCCAGGGUCAGAGUCAGAGCAAGCUCCAGGUCUUUAAACCAGUAUCAACAGUGGAGGGCAAAGAGCAGGAGAGGAGUCAGAGUCAGGGUGAAAGUCAGGCUCAGGAGGAGCCGGACCUCUGCACCCUCAGCCUGGCAGAGAAGAUGGCGCUGUUCAACCGACUGGCUCAGCCUCCCACCAGGGUCACCCGCACCAGAGGGGACGCUCGACAACGCAGGGCCAACGCUCGAUACCAGACUCAGCCCAUCACACUGGGAGACCUGGAGCAGGAGUCUUCAGACAUAGACCUCAGUGAUGAACAGGAGCUGUGUGACAGUCCCAUAGACCACCUACAACUUCAAAAUGGUACAUCCUCUGGGUACGGACACCUCCCUACCUCAUCAUCUACCUCUGCUCUGAAAGCUGGAGGCACCGUCUCCACUGACCAUGCAGGAGACAUCCACAUAACCAGAGCAGCACCCAGAGUUGAACCCCUGCCUCCCACCUUGGACAGGCCUCUGCCCCCUAGACACCCAGAAGGCCACAGGUCCCAGGAGUUGGCAGACCAGCAGAGGUCUAGAGCCUUUUCUGUGGGUGAAGAAGGAUCUAAUCUGGGAGGAGGGAAGAGGAAGCUUCCUUCUCCUGAGAGGGCGGUAAGGCAGGGCUCUCUGCCCCAGCCCCAGACUGGAAGAGAGAGAAGAGAGGAGGAGAGAGGGGAAGAGGAGCAGAGGCUGACCAGCGGCGGUGGUGACAGAUCCGGGCAGAGCUCACAGGGCCGCAUAUUUCACGAGUGGCAGGAGUCGUAUCAGAGAGAGGGACACUAUACAGAAAGCCAGAAGAACAAAGUCUACAGUGGAGAGCUGCAUGAGUCUGGCGUGGUAACAUCCAGAGCAGCAGCGUGUCAGCCUCCUGAGGCAGACAUCAGUGGACUUGCAGCCGGCGUGGACGAGCUGAGCGACAUGAUGUCUGCCAAACACAUGUCCAUCAGAGAUAGAGUGGCCCUGUUGAAGAAGAGCGGCGAGCAGGACUGGAGGAACAGGAUCAAUAAGAAACAGGAUGUGGCGAAGGUUGCCUUGGGUGACCAGCAGGCUCAGCUGUUGGAGGCGGAGCAGCUCAAGAAGAAGGACGAUGAAGAUCCAAUGAUGAUCGAUGAGUUUGCUGGGUCCAACCAGUUGUGGAUGAUAGCUGAAUCUGAGCUGGAGUGCCAGAGCAUCGAGGCUCACAUGUCCAUUCAGGAGAGGAAACAGCUGAUCGUCGCUCAGGAGGAGGCCUGGAAGACAAAAGGCCAAGGGGCGGCCAACGACUCCACUCAGUUCACAGUGGCUGCACGCAUGGUCAAGAAAGGGUUAACUUCCCCAUCAGCCCUCCAGUCUCAGUCAACAUCAUCCAAACCUAAAAACAGCAGCCCAGCCAUCUCCAAACCGCAGGAAGAGAUCAAGGCCAUACCAGACCUGAACCUGGAGUCAGACAUGAAGCUGGAUAAACUGGAGUCAUUCCUUGGCAAGCUCAACAGUAAAGGCUCUGGGCUGCCUGAAGCGACCAUCACAGUAACGGAGAAGAAGGUAAAGGAAGUGAUGACCCUCGAAGAUGAAACCUUCUCUAAGUUCUACCGUCAAGUGGAGGAGCUCCCUGUCGCCACCAACAAGGUGGAGAUAGAUGACGACUUCGAUGCCAUCUUUGGUUCCCAGGUGCCAAAGCUGACCUCAGAGAUGGUUCAGCACAAGCGUGCUGUGCGCCCGUCGCGUAACGUCCAGUCUUCAAGGAACCCUCUGAAGAUACUGGCUGCCAGAGAGGACAUCAGACACGAGUACACAGAGCAGAGGCUCAACGUUGGACUGCUGGAGAGCAAGAGGAUGAAGGCAGAGAAGAUGAGUAAAAACUCCGGUCUCUCUGAUGUGGCUAUAGCUGGUCUGGCCAGCAAGGAGAACUUCAGCAACGUCAACCUGCGGAGCGUCAACAUUUCGGAGCAGAUGUCGAACAACAGCGCCGUGCCUUACAAGAAACUCAUGCUGCUACAGGUCAAAGGCCGACGGCAUGUCCAGACCAGACUAGUGGAGCCCAGAGCAUCCUCAUUAAACAGCGGAGAUUGUUUCCUACUCAUCACGCCACACCACUGCUUUGUCUGGACUGGAGAGUUCGCCAAUGUCAUUGAGAAGAACAAGGCUGCAGAGUUAGCAAAUUUCAUCCAGAGUAAGAGAGAUUUGGGCUGCCGUGCCAACUACAUCCAUGUGAUCGAGGAGGCCGCCAACACACAAAGCCAAGCUGCCAAGGAUUUCUGGAAGAUUCUGGGAGGCCAAUCGAGCAUUCAGUCUGCUGGAACGCCUGAUGAAGACGAGCUGUAUGAGGGAGCGAUUGUGGAGACGAACUGUAUUUACCGCCUGAUGGAUGACAAACUAGUCCCUGAUGAUGAUUUCUGGGCAAAGAUGCCCCGCUGCUCUCUGCUUAACCCUAAAGAGGUUUUGGUGUUCGACUUUGGCAGUGAGAUGUACAUCUGGCAUGGAAAAGAAGUGACGCUAGCUCAGAGGAAGGUGGCCUUCCAGCUGGCCAAGCACCUGUGGAACGGCACCUUCGACUACACAAACUGUGACAUCAACCCGCUUGACCCAGGAGAGUGCAACCCUCUGAUACCCAAGAAAGGUCAGGGUCGGCCUGACUGGGCAGUGUUCGGCAGACUGACUCAACAUAAUGAGACCACCCUGUUCAAAGAGAAGUUCCUAGACUGGAGUGACUCCAGGAAAAGUCCCAGUCCCACCAGAAACACAAAUGACCAUAUCAAUGAUCAAAAGGAGCCGUCCACCUCUGAUCAGCCACAUGCGUUCGACGCCUCCCUGAUGCUGCCCCUCCAUCAGGGGCCCAUCUGCACAAAGCUGGAUGGGUUUAACGUGGGGCGAGGCUACGGCCUGGUGGAGGCAGAGGAUGGACGCUACUACGAGAUCAGCACCCUGGGGGUGGAGGUGUGGCACAUCCUUGAGUUCGACUACAGCCGCCUGCCUCGCCAGAGCAUCGGCCAGUUUCAUGAGGGGGACACAUAUGUCAUGAAGUGGAAAUACAUGGUCAGCGCAGCAGUUGGAAGGAGACAGAACCCUGACCAGCAGAAGACAGCAGGGCCCGGGAAGGAGAAGUGCUGUUAUUUCUUCUGGCAGGGCCGUAACUCCACAGUCAGCGAGAAAGGAACGUCAGCACUGAUGACGGUGGAGCUGGACGAGGAGCGGGGAGCACAGGUUCAGGUGCAGCAGGGUAAAGAGCCACCUUGUUUCCUGCAGUGCUUCAAAGGAGGGAUGAUCGUCCACUCAGGGAAGAGAGAAGAGGAGGAGGAAAACUCACAAAAUGACUGGCGUCUGUAUUGCGUGCGUGGAGAGGUAGAGGUGGAGGGCCAUCUGCUGGAGGUAGCGUGUCACUGCAGUAGCCUGCGCUCCAGAGUCUCCAUGGUGCUGCUGAGCGUCAGCCAGGCUCUUAUCUACCUGUGGCAUGGCUGCAAAUCUCAGGCGCACACAAAAGAAGUGGCACGCAUGGCAGCUAACAAAAUCAAGGAGCAUUGUCCUCUUGAAGCUGGCCUCCACAGCAGCAGCAGGGUUACAAUUCGGGAAUUUGAUGAGGGAGCAGAGCCCCCAGGAUUCUGGGAACCCCUUGGGAGGAGAGACAGGAAAGCGUAUGACUGCAUGCUGCAAGACCCUGGAAGAUUUAACUUCACACCUCGUCUGUACCAGCUGAGCAGCAGCUCUGGGGAGUUUUCAGCUGUAGAGUUUCUGUUUCCUGCCAGAGAACCCAAACGGGUCAACUCAAUGCCUUUCCUACAGGAGGACCUCUACGCGGCUUCACAGCCAGCCCUUUUCCUGGUGGACAACCACCAUGAGGUGUAUCUGUGGCAGGGCUGGUGGCCUCAGGACAGUGAAAGCACCGGCUCGGCCAGGAUCCGCUGGGACUCAGACAGGAAGUGUGCCAUGGAGACUGUGCUGCAGUACUGCAAAGAAAAGAAUGAAAGGAAACCUCCCAAAGCGUAUUUGAUCCAUGCUGGUCUGGAGCCGCUCACCUUCACCAACAUGUUUCCGAGCUGGGAGCACAGAGAGGACAUUGCUGAGAUCACUGAGAGGGAGGCAGAGGUGUGUAACCAGAUCAUCCUGGUGGAGGACGUGUUGGCCCGGCUGUGCAAGACCACGUACCCACUGUCAGACCUUCUGGCCCGGCCGCUGCCUGAAGGGGUAGACCCUCUCCGCCUGGAGGUUUACCUGACUGAUGAUGACUUUGAGAAAGCCCUGGAGAUGAGCAGAGAGGAGUAUGGAGGGCUGCCCGCCUGGAAGCAGGUGAACUUGAAGAAAGCUAAAGGACUUUUUUAAUGGGGAUCAGACCUGAAGAGACCAGUAAAAAAAGCCACCAGGAGGUUGUUUUGUCUCCUCUAUAGUUUACGUCCGCAGGCUCAGAGACAGCCUCUCCUGAGCAAACCUUUUCUAGGAGGGAUAAAAACAAAAAAAAGGAGACGAGAAGGAAGAGUGGAGGAGGUGACGACUGAAUGCAACAGAUUCCCUGUCUGCUCUUGUGUUUGUGUGUUCGUUGUAUAAGUGGGAGGCAAAGUAGACUGAUUCAGCCCUGAAUGAAUGUGGUGAUACUUCUUCUUUGUUUGUACAUAUGUACCAUAUGCAGGACAGACGGUCCCAUUACACCGUCAGCCAUCUGUUAGAGUGGGAGCGGGCCAAUCAGCCUGUUUAACACUCCUCAGUAUGCUUGUGCAUUAAAAGAUUAUUUAUAUUUAUAUCAAAUCCAUAUAGGAAUUAAAAGAAGAAGCUACCUGAAUAUUCACUGUGCUAAAAUGAAUUAAUAAAGUGUAAAUCCAUGAGGUGUUUGUUGAAUGUGGAUGAAAACUGGAUAUCACAAAUCUUCACUCUUGCUGUACAGUUCACCGUUUGCCAUUUACAGAUGAAAUGAUGCAGCUUCAUGUGAAUGUAGAGUCUCUAAUGUUUCAGAUGAAAAGAUGCUUGAUAAAAGAGAUAGUGAUGAUGAACUGUCUGUGAUUUAAAAAUCCUCCAGUGUAUAGUGCCUUGCUUUGUGUACAGUUUAUAUAAAGAUCCUAGUCUGCAUUUUGAAGACUUUUUGUGAUAUAAAGAAAUAUUAGAGGAAUAAACCAUGAAAGUUGAAUA